This is a messenger RNA of Engraulis encrasicolus (European anchovy), 1401 nucleotides long. It is a transcript of the gene hmgcll1, whose product is annotated as 3-hydroxymethyl-3-methylglutaryl-CoA lyase like 1. NCBI's taxonomy places the organism in Eukaryota, Metazoa, Chordata, Actinopteri, Clupeiformes, Engraulidae. Gene Ontology annotation, biological process: ketone body biosynthetic process; L-leucine catabolic process. The record is from RefSeq and is a predicted model, not a curated record. The transcript is spliced from 9 exons. Gene Ontology annotation, molecular function: hydroxymethylglutaryl-CoA lyase activity. Bases 9 to 1016 code for a protein of 335 amino acids.
UCACAUCCAUGGGUAACAUACCCUCCGCGGUGAAGCAUUGCCUGAGCUAUGAGACACUCGCGCAGGAAUAUCCGUGGCUAGUCCGCUGGCUAGAGGAGGAGAAGUAUGGUGCCUUAUGUGAAUUCCCCAAAGCGGUCAAAAUUGUUGAGGUUGGACCAAGAGAUGGACUGCAGAAUGAAAAGGAAAUGGUUCCGACAGAGGUCAAAAUCCAGCUGAUAAACAUGCUCUCUGAGACAGGCCUGCCCGUGGUGGAGGCCACUGCCUUUGUGUCCUCGAAGUGGGUACCGCAGAUGGCUGACCAUGUCGAAGUCUUUAAAGGAUUUACCAAGUCACCUCAUGUCAAAUAUCCUGUCUUAACGCCAAAUCUACAAGGCUACCGCACUGCAAUUGAGGCGGGGGCAACCGAAGUGGCUGUGCUGGGGUCAGCCUCGGAGACGUUCAGCAAGAAGAACAUCAACUGCUCCAUUGAGGAAAGCAUGCUGAGGUUUAAAGAGCUCAUCUCCGCCGCCAAGCAGGCAGGCAUACCAGUGCGGGGGUAUGUCUCCUGUGCCCUUGGCUGUCCGUACGAGGGCCGCGUUGAACCAGCCAAAGUAACGGAGGUAGCGAAGCGGCUGUAUGAUCUGGGCUGCUACGAGGUGUCACUGGGGGACACCACAGGUGAGGGCACCCCCAAGGCCAUGGCUCUGAUGCUACGCAGCGUCAUGAAGGAGAUCCCCACCAGUGCCUUGGCCGUCCACUGCCACGACACCUACGGACAGGCACUAGCCAACAUCCUCAUCGCUUUGCAGAUGGGGAUUUCUGUGGUGGAUUCCUCGGUGGCAGGGCUGGGGGGCUGCCCACACGCCCCGGGGGCCUCGGGCAACGUCUCCACAGAGGAUGUUGUCUAUAUGCUCCAUGGCCUGGGCAUUGAGACUGGGGUGAAUCUUUCGAAAGUCAAAGAGGCAGGUGAAUUCAUCUGUCAAGCCUUAAACCGCCGGACCAACUCCAAGGUCGCCCAAGCCACUGUGAAGUGCUAGCCAAUGGAUGCCACACUGUGUCUCACAGAUGUUCUAAAACAGGGGUGGGGAACCUUUUUCAUUCAUAUUCAUUUGAGUGCUGUAAAAGUCCUCCGAGGGCCGUAUUAUGAACACAAACCUGGAUUUCCCCCUGCACUUUAGGCCUAUUGAAGGCAACCACCUUUAAAACAGACCCACCUUCUCUAGGUCCCUUGAAUAUAACUUAAUUGUAUUGGAAAUGCAAGUUUCCUUUACAAAAUAUGUCAUAUUUCAUGUGAAGCUGCAUAACAUGAAAACUAUAUUGGGGCCUGGAUAAAACGGCCUCAAGGGCCACAAACUGCAUCCUCGAGACAUAGGUUCCCCACCCCUGGUGCAAGGUGCAAUAACAUGUUGUGUAUACAGUGCC